Messenger RNA from Condylura cristata (star-nosed mole), 1040 nucleotides. It is a transcript of the gene BCL2L11, whose product is annotated as BCL2-like 11 (apoptosis facilitator). The coding region runs from base 5 to 595 and encodes 196 amino acids. The record is from RefSeq and is a predicted model, not a curated record. The transcript has 3 exons. Lineage: Eukaryota; Metazoa; Chordata; Mammalia; Eulipotyphla; Talpidae. Gene Ontology annotation, biological process: meiosis I.
CCAAAUGGCAAAGCAACCUUCCGAUGUAAGUUGUGAGUGUGACAGAGAAGGUGGACAAUUGCAGCCUGCCGAGAGGCCUCCUCAGCUCAGGCCUGGGGCCCCUACCUCUCUACAGACAGAGCCCCAAGGUAAUCUCGAAGUCGAAGGGGACCGCUGCCCCCAAGGCAGCCCUCAGGGCCCGCUGGCCCCACCGGCCAGCCCUGGCCCAUUUGCUACCAGAUCCCCGCUUUUCAUCUUUGUGAGAAGAUCCUCCCUGCUGUCUCGAUCCUCCAGUGGGUAUUUCUCUUUUGACACAGACAGGAGCCCGGCACCCAUGAGUUGUGACAAAUCAACACAAACCCCAAGUCCUCCUUGCCAGGCCUUCAACCAUUAUCUCAGUGCAAUGGCUUCCAUGAGGCAGUCUCAAGCUGUACCUGCAGAUAUGCGCCCGGAGAUCUGGAUUGCACAAGAGCUGCGGCGUAUCGGAGACGAGUUUAAUGCCUAUUACCCAAGGAGGGUCUUUCUGAAUAAUUACCAAGCAGCCGAGGCCCACCCCCAGAUGAUUCUCUUACGACUGCUACGUUACAUCGUCCGUCUGGUGUGGAGGAUGCAGUGACAGCAAGUUCCUUGUGGAGUUGAGAUGUGUGCAGACAUUUCGCUUGUUCAAGCCAACAGGCCCAGCACCACGACUGUUCGGUGCCAUUGCUGUGCAGCCGGCUGACGGUUCCUGAAAACACCCAGAAACCCAGAACACGUGGACUUGACCUUCCUGUUCAUCACCACGUGGCAGAAUUUCUUACGGAAGUUUGUUGUGAAUGUAAACGAGAGAGGAUUCUUCUUUUUUAAAAAUGUACAAAUCAUGGUUCUUUGGAGCAGGAUUUUAUGCAAGAAUGCUGUUUACAUGUGAUGCGGUGGUUUUUUUUUUUUUUUCCAGCUUCUUUAAUAAGAACAGGUUUUUCAGAAAGGAAAUGGAAACUUUUUAACCAACUUGUGAAUAAUUUUUGUACUAAAAUUUUAAGAACCGAAUGCCUACUCUCAGAGGAUUAUGUAAACUCUGCAGU